Messenger RNA from Nipponia nippon (crested ibis), 1503 nucleotides. NCBI's taxonomy places the organism in Eukaryota, Metazoa, Chordata, Aves, Pelecaniformes, Threskiornithidae. The record is from RefSeq and is a predicted model, not a curated record.
AUGGCAGCAGCAAACUCUACUCCGCCCGGCUCUUUGGAUCUAAACCAGCCUGGAUUUGCGAAGGAGAUCCUGGGAACUAAACUGGAGGUCAAAUACCUCUGCUCCGAUUGCAAGAACAUAUUGAGGAGGCCGUUUCAAGCUCAGUGCGGACAUCGCUACUGUUCCUAUUGUCUGAAGAAAAUUAUAAGUGCGGGACCUCAAAAGUGUGCCAGCUGUAUUCAGGAAGGAAUAUACGAAGAAGGAAUUUCUAUUUUGGAAAAAAGCUCGGCUUUCCCAGACAACGCAGCUCGUCGGGAGGUGGAAAGUCUGCCUGCUGUCUGUAUUAACAGUGGCUGCACUUGGAAGGGGACGAUUAAAGAAUACGAGGUAAAGAUCAAAGCAAGCUGCCCGUCCCUGCUGGUUGAGGGCUAGGGGUGUAGGGGCGUGAUCCCGCUGGACGGGAAGGAGCCCCGCUCUGAGCAGGAGUGCCCCGAGAGAAACCUCCACUGCAGAUACUGCAAGUUGCUUUUCUGCUUUCCUGGUCUUGAGGCUCAUGAUGAAGUCUGCCCUGAGUUUCCACUGACUUGCGAAGGCUGUGGGAAGAAGAUUCCAAGGGAGAAGUUUCGGGACCAUGUGAAGACUUGUGGCAGAUCUAAAGUGCCUUGCAGAUUUGAGGUUGUCGGAUGUGCUGAGGUGGUGGAAAAUGAAAAGCUACCAGAACACGAAAGCAAGUGUUUGGCAGAGCAUCUCUACAUGCUACUGAGUUUUGUGCUCAGCCUCAAGGCUGGGUCUGGAGACCAGCUUUCCAGGUCCCUGGAGCUCUUGGGAAGAUGCGAGGCCCUUGAGAGGAAGACGGUGACCUUUGAGAACAUUGUCUGCGUGCUCAACCGGGAGNGGAAAAGGGUGCCUCAACCAGCCGAGGCCUACAGUCGGCAACAUCAGCUAGACCAGGAGAAAAUCGAAACACUGAGUAACAAGGUCCGGCAGCUGGAAAGGAGCAUUGGGCUCAAAGAUCUGGCCAUGGCUGAGAUGGAGGAAAAGAUCCGCAACAUGGAAGCUUCCACCUACGAUGGUGUGUUCAUCUGGAAGAUAACAGAAUUUGCCAGGAAGCGUCAGGAGGCAAUAACAGGCCGCUCUCCUGCGAUCUUCUCUCCAGCUUUCUACACGAGCAAGUACGGCUACAAGAUGUGUCUGCGCAUUUACCUGAACGGGGACGGCACCGGGCGUGGGACCCAUCUAUCCCUGUUCUUUGUGGUGAUGAAAGGACCCAACGACGCGCUUCUACGGUGGCCCUUCAACCAGAAGGUAACCCUGAUGCUUCUGGAUCAGAACAACCGGGAGCACAUCAUCGAUGCCUUCCGACCCGACGUGACGUCCUCCUCCUUCCAGCGACCCAUCACGGAAAUGAACAUUGCCAGCGGCUGCCCGCUGUUCUGCCCCGUCUCCGUGAUGGAAGCCAAGAACUCCUACGUGCGUGAUGACGCCAUCUUUAUUAAAGCCAUCGUUGAUCUCACGGGCCUCUAA